Molecule: messenger RNA, 839 nt
Organism: Cylicocyclus nassatus
Lineage: Eukaryota; Metazoa; Nematoda; Chromadorea; Rhabditida; Strongylidae
Source: the annotation of a GenBank genome assembly
AUGAAAAACAAGGAGCGGAAAGCGAUAGUCAUCGGUGCCGUGAUUGAAAUCAGGAGUCAUAGCGAGCUGUACCAGAGUAAUCUUCAGCGGCCGGAUUACCUUCGGUUACAUGGCGUCGUUGUUGAAGACAACAACGUUAAGCGAAUUCAUUGCCAGCCACUGUGGCGUAAAAACAUUACGCGGUACGCCGUCGAAAACAUCUGUGCUGCUGUUGGAGCAGCAAUGAAAAGCUUCCACCUUAUCACUGCUUCUUCAACUCAAAUGGACACUGUUAGGUGGUGGAGCGGGCUGAUUCUUCCGGUAGCAAUUCGCAUGCUUGACCCGUUGGGAGGCAAGCAACAGAGUUCGCCCUGGUUCGAUAGUCUCUCCACAUCGUCGACCGCAAUGAACAGUAACUCGUCGGGUUCAUCCGGAUCACCACUGAGUCUCUCGUCUCAUCUCAGAGACAGCUCAGACGCACUCUCACGUCCCACUUGGCUCUUCAAUAGUCAGGGGAGACCUGCGCGCUUAUUCGUUCAAGCCGGAAAAGAACGAACUCGUUCCCCCGUCGAAAAAACGCACUUGUACAGUUGCAGUGGCCACCGAUCCUGUCCAGGUCAGGGAUGAGGACAAAGAAUAUGAACUCGAAACACUUUGAAGCAAUUCUAUCACACAUAAGCAUUACUAUUACUUUUGUUUGUUCCAACAUGUUCUCAUUAUCACCGCACUAAUUAGAAGAAUUUCCAUUUUUAUAUCCCAUUCCACUUAUGAUGCUUUUGCUUAUUUGUUUACAUUCCUAUAACUUGAAGAUCCGAGGCCGUAUUCAUUAUUCAUACCUUAAGGUAAAUCCUACUUCCAGG